This is a messenger RNA of Achroia grisella, 5768 nucleotides long. It is a transcript of the gene polybromo, whose product is annotated as protein polybromo-1. Gene Ontology annotation, molecular function: protein binding; chromatin binding. Bases 103 to 5325 code for a protein of 1740 amino acids. The transcript has 35 exons. Gene Ontology annotation, cellular component: RSC-type complex. Gene Ontology annotation, biological process: chromatin remodeling. Lineage: Eukaryota; Metazoa; Arthropoda; Insecta; Lepidoptera; Pyralidae. The record is from RefSeq and is a predicted model, not a curated record.
AUUUACUAAAAGAAUGGCUUCUAUUUCAUUGGCUUCACCGCUUUAUGUUUAUUAAUCCACAAAAUUCUUAAAAUAAAUGGUGCGGACACUUAAGAAUAAAUAAUGAGUAAAAGACGCCGCGCUUCCUCCGUGGCAAGCCGUGGAGCUGAUGACGAUAGUGAUGACGGAGCGGAACUUAGCAACCCCGUGCCGCCGCCAUCGUCUCGUAAGAAAAAGAAACUAGAUCCUAGAGGUGGGUUCGUCUUAGGUUCAAAUCCUGCACUGGAAAGAAAGGGUGAAAUAUGUCAGCAGUUAUAUGACAUUAUAAGAUCAUAUAAAAAAGAAGAUGGAACAUUAUUAUGUGACUCUUUUAUCAGGGCUCCUAAAAGGCGACAGGAACCACAGUACUAUGAAGUGGUGUCGCAACCUAUUGACUUGUUGAGGGUUCAACAAAAAUUGAAAACUGACACUUAUGAAGAUAUCGAAGAGUUAUCAGCUGAUAUAGAACUACUUGUAAAUAAUGCAAAAGCUUUCUAUAAGUCAGAUUCUGUAGAGUACAAAGAUGCUAUUGAAUUGUGGAAGCUGUAUGUGCAGAAUAAACAAGCAUUGGAAAAUGGUGAAGAAAUCAAGACUCCAAAGUUAUCCCGCAAUGGUUCAUCCAGUCGAAGGUCAGAUGUGGCUGAGGAUCUAUCAGAAACCUCGACAAACAAUGAAGAGGACAAUGUGUUUGAAGAGUUAUUUAAUGCAGUAAUGACAGCCAAUUCAGAUGGUAGGCCACUUUACCCUGCCUUCCAAUUCUUGCCGUCCAAGCGCCGCUACCCAGAAUACUUCAAUGUGAUAGACAACCCUAUAGACUUGAAGACUAUUGCACAAAAGAUACAGGGUGGUGAAUAUACUAACUUAAAUGAGUUAGAGAAAGACUUGCAACUGAUGGUUCGUAAUGCCUGCCACUUUAAUGAACCUGGCAGUCAGAUUUAUAAGGAUGCGAAAACACUGAAGAAGGUUAUCCAAGUUCGCAAACAAGAGAUUGACCAACAUGGUCGCAGCGGACCGGCGAAGACAUCGGAGCGCAUUCGCAGCAAACGGACCUCACGCGUUGGCCCGGUUCCGAACAGUAAGGCGCUAGCUAUUAUGGAGCCACCCGGCUCUGAUGCCGAGCCUGAACUUAAGCAUUCUGAAGAUAGCGGUGGUGAAAGUGGUGAAGAACACAUUGAAAAUGAAGACUCACCGCAAUGGAAACUUCUGGAAACUAUAAAAAAUCAUUUGGGUGCUAGUGGUACUCCAAUGGCGGAACCUUUCUGGAAACUUCCCUCACGUCGAGCUUACCCAGACUAUUAUAAAGAAAUAAAAAACCCAGUAUCCCUGAACCAGAUUAAAAAUAAAAUUCGCCGCGGGGCUUACGGAACCCUAUCAGAGGUGGCCGGUGAUAUGAAUAUUAUGUUUGAGAACGCCAAACAGUACAAUGUACCAAUGUCAAGGCUGUAUAGAGAUGCUGUUAAGUUGCAAAGAUUAAUGCAACAACGAGUACAAGAGCUACUGGAUAUUGUGCAAAGUUCGUCCAGCGAUGACGAAAGCCUUUCUACAGUGAAGAGCCAGAAUCAAAGCACACCUAGACCUAGAGGACGUCCGCGCACCAAUCCUGCUCCACCAUCAGCUCCAUCGCCAGCACCUUCUCCCUCAAUCCCGAAGUCCAACCUGCCCCUUAAGAAGAAGCUUCACUACAUAGCCAAACAGAUGCUGGAGUAUACAUGCCCUGAUGGAAGGCAGCCUAUGUUAUUGUUCAUGGAGAAGCCGAGCAAGAAACUGUACCCAGAUUAUUAUAACGUCAUUGAUAGACCCAUUGAUAUGCUAACUAUUGAAAGUAAUAUUAAGAACGACAGAUAUAACUCGGUUGAUGAGAUGAUCGCUGACUUCCGCGUCAUGUUUUCCAACUGCCGCCAGUUCAACGAAGAGGGCUCCAUGGUAUAUGAUGACGCGAAUCUUCUAGAAAGACAGCUUAAUGAGAGGUUGAAAGAUUUAAACAGUGCUAUGCAGGAGAAGAAGGUGACCUUGAAAACAUUUAAAAUGGCUAAGUCCAAACAAUUGUCUCCAUUGGAACAGAAAUUGAGGACAUUGUAUGAUGCCAUCAGAGAUUACAGGGAUCCAAAAGCAAACCGCCAACUAGCACUUAUAUUUAUGAAACUACCGAACAAAAUCGAAUACCCAGAUUAUUACGAGCUGAUCAAAAAUCCUAUAGACAUGGAGAAGAUAGCACACAAACUCAAGAUGAGCACUUAUAAUUCUGUCAAUGAACUAGCUUCCGAUUUUAUACUGAUGUUUGAUAAUGCCUGCAAGUAUAAUGAACCGGAUUCACAGAUAUAUAAAGAUGCAUUGAUACUACAGCGAAUGUGUUUACAGACUAAGCAAUUACUUAGGGAGGAUGAAGAUGCUGUGCCCGAUGUGCCGGCAGCCGUACAAGAGUUGUUACUCAACUUAUUCACUACUGUAUACAAUCACCAAGAUGAAGAGGGCAGAUGCUACUCAGACAGUAUGGCGGAGUUGCCUGAACACGACGAGGCUGGCGGCGAACGCGUGCGUGCAAUUAGCCUCGAUCUAGUGAAGCGUCGUCUGGAUCGUGGGCUCUACCGUCGUUUGGACCACUUCCAGCAGGAUAUGUUUGCUGUUUUUGAAAGAGCACGACGCCUCUCUCGCACUGACAGUCAGAUAUUCGAAGAUUCUGUAGAACUACAAUCGUACUUCGUCGAACAACGAGACCUACUGUGCAAGAAUACUCUUCAAUCCCCUGCAAUGAACUUCACAAGGGACACCCUUACCACCAGUGUGGAGCUUGUCAAACAAUGCAAGCUGUUGCAGGAGAACGAGGAUGAAGAUGAGACCAGAUCCAGCACUGAAGAGUCUGUACUAGCCGGUAGCGCCGCGCCAUUCCAAACACAAUACAACAAAGGUGAUUUUGUCUACGUACAAGCAGAAAAGGGCAAUAAGGACGCCAAUAUUGUUCAAGUGGAAAGAGUAUGGACCAAUAAAGAUGGAGUGCCUAUGAUCUAUGCUAAUGUAUAUUACAGACCGCAUGAGACUUUCCACGUUCGCACGCGCAAGUUCCUACAGCAAGAGGUAUUCAAAACGGAAACGCAUCGCACUGUGCCCCUUGAACAUAUACUCAGCCAUUGCUACGUAAUGAACGUCAAGGAAUACUUCAAGUUCCGGCCUGAAGGUUACUUGGACAAGGAUGUUUAUGUAUGCGAGAGCCGAUACAACACCAAGAAUCGCUGGUUCAAGAAAAUUAAGGUCUGGGAAGGAGCUGAGAAAGAGGCCACUCUCAUACCCAGAGAAGUACCUUUGGAGCCUAACAGGACAGUGUCGGUAUUCCGUGAACGCGUCGAGAAACACAAAGAUGAGCUUGCUGAACUGGAAGUGCUCGAAAAUGUUCAAGAGAAAGAGAGACCGGAUGUAGUGAUGUACAAUCCGCUGGGUACGGACGACGAGAACACAUAUUACGAGCAGUACAAUACGGUGUGUUCGGGCGUCAUCAAGACCGGGGACUACGUGUACGUGGUGGCAGAAGGCGGCAAGCAGAUGAUCGCACAGGUCGACACCAUCUGGGAAACUGGCGAUAAUAAAUGCUACUUCCGUGGUCCAUUCCUCAUCUUCCCGUCUGAGGUCUCCAACAUUAUUAACAAGCCGUUCUACAAGCAGGAGGUAUUGUUGACAACUAUGCAUGAUACGAGUCCGCUUGUGGGCAUCGUGGGCAAAUGUGCAGUUUUGGAUUAUGAUGACUAUUUGAAGUGUCGUCCAACGGAGAUAGCGGAGGGUGACGUAUACGUGUGUGAAUGCGCAUACGACGAGUCAUCUCGCGUCGCUCGCAAACUCAAAGCUGGGCUUCGCCGCUUCGAGCACACGAAAGACGUCACAGUCGAUGAGAUCUACUUCUUUCCGAAGACCUUGGGUCCACCGGCGUUGGCCUCCGCCCAAGAUGUUCAGUCAUCGUCCAGUGUCUUCACACAGAAGCCUUUCAAUCCUAACGUAAAUGCAGACUCUAUGGAUGGCAAGCCUCAGUUCACGAAUCUCAUAAACACAACGAUCGGCAGUCAUGAUGUAGAGAUGCUACUUGAGAAUUCACUUGACGACUCGUCGCUGGCAUCUCCUGCUACUCCACUCUCUAUAGGCGGCAAUAGCAACCCAUACAAUCCUACGAUGACGGCAACACCAACCCAAGAGAAGACCACCAGCCAGACAUCUGCAACGCCGGCUACUGGUAAAAAGAAGAAAGAACAGAAACAGAAGAUUGUGACCGGCUAUAUAUUAUAUUCAAGCGAAGUCCGGAAGGCGAUCAUUGCUAACAACCCAGAUUGCACAUUUGGCGAGAUAUCACGCAUCGUGGGCAACGAGUGGCGUUCCUUACCAGCUUCGACUAAGCAAAGUUGGGAGGAACGCGCCGCUCGCUGCAACGAGGAGACCUCCGCGCGACUCGCCGAAGAGAUGCGGGAACUGUCGCAGCACACGCCCAUGGAAAUGACGUACGAAUGUGCAUGGGACACCUGCGAUUAUCAGUUCGAAGAUCUACAAGACUGUAUGGAGCAUUGUAUUGGUGAUGGAGGCAAUAUGAUUGGAACAUAUAUUGAAACGAAGAAGCCUAAACUAGAGCCGGGCCACCUGCAGCAGCACUACCGCGGCUCGCACGCCGAGUACCCGUGCCUGUGGCGGAACUGCGCGCGCGUGCGCAAGGGACAGGCGCCCUUCCCCAACCUGCCGCGCCUGCUGCGACACGUGCGCGACCUCCACGUCAACAAGGGCAACGGCCGCAUCAUGGUCGUGCACGAGCGCUCCAGGAACUUCCUCCCGUCUACAAAGAAAGCUGCGAAGGCUGCAGCCGGCAUCCGGAGUGGCGUUAUGUCGCCUGGAGCGUCGCUGUCGGGCAUGUCGCCGAUGGCGCGCAACACUCCGUCGCCGGGCGCCGGCGCGGCGCCGGGCGCCGCCCCCGACGGCGGCCGCGCCGGGCUCGACCCGCUGUUCGUGUCGGCGCCGCCGCGCGCGCAGCGAGUCACGCACUCGGAGGCCUACAUCCGAUACAUUGAAGGUCUUCAUUCUGAACAGAAAUAUAUCACUCCCUGGGAAAAAUCCCUCACUCCAAUGCCUGCCAAUCCCGACCCAGCGCAGUUUAACAUGCACAAACUUCCCAACUGGAUGACAGAGGAAGCUGUCAAUGGAUAUCUGGCUCAGGACAAAAACCUAUCAGAAACUGACAUACAGAAGAUGGAUCAAAGCACGAAAAUUUUAAAAGGACUGUGCGCAUUGAGAGAUUUCAUGAUGAAGGAUGCACUCUGCCUCUAUAAGAAUACUAAUUCUUAAUAUAACUAGAGCACAAUCGAUAACAUGACUCACAAUUUAUUAAUUGUGAAAAUCAUAAAGGAAUCAGAAUAUUAGUCCAGGAAUAAUGAUAUGCUAUUUGAAAGCAAUAUUUUUUAAUUUAACAGUUUCAGUGACUGUAUUUUGUAUGUAACGCAUCAGUUUUGAUGAUUAUAUUCAUAUUGUAAUGAUUAUUUUUAAAUGUUUAUUAUAUAAUUUCGUUAUUCUCUAUCUGAUUAUUACACUUAAAAGUUUAUACUAAUUUCUUAAAACUGAAGCCUUUUUUGAAGGAUGCAAAAUCAUAAAAAUAUUAGAUCAAACUACAUAACGUGAGAGUGUAAACCAGUUAUAAAUAGUUAAUAAUUAAAUUGUAUGUUUGUGUAAUUGAUGUGACAAUUUUUUUUUACCUCUGUGGUAAGUAAGCGAAAUAAAUAUGUUUAGUAUGA